Molecule: messenger RNA, 588 nt
Organism: Lolium rigidum
Lineage: Eukaryota; Viridiplantae; Streptophyta; Magnoliopsida; Poales; Poaceae
Product: momilactone A synthase-like
Exons: 1
Coding region: 1-588 (195 amino acids)
Source: RefSeq, a predicted model, not a curated record
AUGCACAUCGUCCUAAGGGGAAAGAGCCGCGCUGGGCCGGCCAUGCCGCGCGGCUUCGCCGGCAGCCGUGGCUACUCCACGGCCCUGAACUCCCAGCGGCUGGCCGGGAAGGUGGCCGUGAUCACCGGUGGAGCCAGCGGCAUCGGCAAGGCCACGGCCGAGGAGUUCGUCAAAAACGGCGCCAAGGUCGUCCUCGCCGACAUCCAGGACGACCUUGGUCACGCCCUGGCGGCCAAGCUCGGCGCCGACUCGGCAUCCUACACCCGCUGCGACGUCACCGACGAGGCGCAGGUCGCCGCGGCCGUGGACCUCGCCGUGUCCCGCCACGGCAACCUGGACAUCAUGUUCAACAACGCCGGCAUCCUGGGCUCCCUGGCGCGGCCCCCGCUCGCCUCCCUCGACCUCGCCGACUUCGACGCCGUCAUGGCCAUGAUGCCGGCGCCGCCACCGCGCUCUCCGCGCCGCCCUUCUCCAUCGCCAACCCUCUGCGUCAUUACGUCGAACAGGUGGUGGGCGGCCGCGGUUGAGGGCGUCGCCGCACGCGGCACUGCACGCAGCCGUGUGCGCUCCUCCGUUGGUGCGGCGUAG